AUGCCAGGGUCCAGCAACACUGAAUACCAGGGGUACAGCCGGAGCAGUUCCCAGCUGGUGGGCACAAUGCUGGUGGGAGCCCUGAGCAGCCUCCUGCUCCUCUGCCUGGUUGACGAGGGCAUCAGCAAAGUCAAGAGAUACUAUAUUGGUGCAGUGGAGACUGCCUGGGAUUACAUGCACAGCGACCUUCUCUCCGUGCUGCAAGCACCUGCACGCAUGUCGGGGCACCUGGGCCCACGGCUCCCCACACCUGGUGUUUCUCCCCAGUACAGGAAGGCUGUGUUUGUGGAGUACCCUGAUGCCUCGUUCACACAGCCCAAGCCCAAGCCAGCAUGGAUGGGUCUUUUGGGCCCCACUAUCCAAGCAGAAGUCUAUGACACGGUGGUCAUCAUGUUUAAGAACCUGGCCUCCCGCCCGUACAACCUCCAUGCCGUUGGAGUCUCCUACUGGAAAGCGUCAGAGGGUGCAGGGUAUGAAGAUGAGACCAGCCAGCAGGAGAAGGAGGGUGACAGGGUGGAUCCAGGAAAGACACACACAUACAUCUGGGAAAUCCAGCAAAACCAAGGCCCAAUGGAUGGCGACACACUAUGCUUGACCCACUCCUACUCCUCCAACACCGACAGUGUGAAGGAUAUCAACUCUGGUUUGAUCGGUGCCCUGCUGGUGUGCCGACCUGGGACCCUGGCAAGUGAUGGGAACGAGGACAUGCAGCAAAAGUUUGUGAUGCUCUUCGCAGUGUUUGAUGAAGGGAAAAGCUGGUACUCUGAGACUGGUUCUGCAACAGCUCCCCUGCCACACAACAGGCCAGAGAUGCACACCAUCAAUGGCUACAUCAAUGGCUCACUGCCUGGUCUUACACUGUGCCUCAAGAAGCAGGUCCACUGGCAUGUGAUCGGGUUGGGCACAGGGCCAGAAGUGCACUCCAUCUUCUUUGAAGCCCACACAUUCCUGGUGAGAGGCCACCGUCUCAGCAGCCUAGAAAUCUCCCCUGCCACUUAUCUCACAGCCCAGACCAUGCCAGGAACAGUUGGCUGGUUUCGGAUGUUCUGCCAAAUACCGUCCCAUCAGCAAGCUGGGAUGGAGGCAAUUGUAAAGGUGGAGGAGUGUCUGGAGGAGCGCCUGGUGAGGAUGGGAAAGCUGUCAGAUGAGCCAGAGGAUUACCUUGAAGAAGAUGAGGAAACUUAUCAUGUGAUCCAAGCGCGCUCUUUUGCUAAAGAGAAGCCUGUGACCUGGACUCACUACAUUGCAGCUGAAGAAAUGGACUGGGACUAUGCCCCUGUGAAGCCAGUGUCUCUGGACAGAAACAUCACGAGCCUGUUCUUGGAGGCUGGCCCUCAGCGGAUUGGUUCGAAGUAUAAGAAAGUGAUGUUCGUGGAGUAUGAGGAUGCAACCUUCAAGAAGCGCAAGGUGUCAGAUCAACUGGACAAGGGAAUUCUGGGGCCUGUCAUUAAGGGAGAGGUUGGAGAUCAGUUUAAGAUCGUGUUCAGGAACCUGGCAAGCCGACCAUACAACAUCUACCCUCAUGGCCUCACCAACGUAAGCUCAUACCACUCCUUGAAGCCCUCUCAAGAUAAGGAUGUGAAAGACAUUCCUAUCUUCCCUGGCCAGUCAUUCACCUACAGCUGGAGGGUCACCACUGAGGAUGGGCCAACUCAGGCGGAUCCUCGCUGCCUCACUCGUUUCUACUACAGCUCCAUCGACCAAGUCCGAGACAUGGCCUCAGGCCUGAUUGGUCCUCUCCUGAUCUGCUUUAAGAAGUCCAUGGAUCAGAGGGGAAAUCAGAUAAUGUCAGACAACACGAGGUUGGUGCUGUUUUCAGUCUUUGAUGAGAACCGCAGCUGGUACCUGGAGGAGAACAUCAGGCGGUUCUGCACUGACGCAGCCCAUGUGGAUAAGCAGGACCCACAGUUUUAUGCGUCCAACAUGAUGUAUGCUAUUAAUGGCUUUGUGUUUGACAACCUCCACCCAAAACUCUGCCUGCAUGAAGUUGUGUACUGGUAUGUCCUCAGUGUUGGGGCCCAAACAGAUUUCCUCUCCAUCUUCUUCUCUGGAAACACAUUCAAGCACAACACGGUAUUUGAGGAUGUGCUUACCCUUUUCCCGUUUUCUGGAGAAACAGUCUUCAUGAGUUUGGAAAAGCCAGGCGUCUGGAUGCUGGGGUGCCUGAAUCCUGAUUUCAGAGACCGAGGGAUGCGUGCCAAGUUCACAGUCUCACAGUGCCAGCAUGAGCAAUACCCUGAUGGGGAAGUUUAUGUGGAUUUUGAGGAGGAGGGUGCCUUUGACUUCCAACCCAGGGGCUUCUCUAAAACAAAGAGAUGGCGCAGGCCAUGUGUGUAUGAGCAAAUGAAGGACGUCAUCUCUUCCAGAAAUGAGACAGAGGAGCCAAGGUUGUGCUUGACAGAGCCUAGGCAUGGCAGCUUCCUGAGCAAUGGCAAGAUUUCUGAUCCCCCUUCCAAUGGCACGUCAACACUUUUAGAAACAAUCUCACAUCCACCUGCUAUUUCCAUGUCUUCUCUGCCAGAAACAAACUAUGAGCCAGUGUCCUAUGAAUCCUUCCUGAAAGAUGAAGAGGAAUUGUCAAAAACCAUCAACCAGGAUGAAAGGUUUGGAGCUCUCCCACCUGAGGAACACUUGGCAAGUGUCAGUGGAAGGGUCUAUGAUACUGUGAGCUCAGAAGAAGGUCAGCAUUGGCUGCACCAAGCCACACCAGAUGCUCUGGCACGACAGAAGGUGACAAAAAUCUCAGAGGCACAGAAGUCAGUAAAAAGGAUGAUGGUUCAGACUGGUAGUACAUUAGAGAUCUUGGAAAAAGAGCCUCAAAAAACAACUUCUCAUGCAACAAGCUUGUGGGACUCAAUAGCUUAUGCUGCUAGCAAAGCUCCUUUUCAAGAGAACAGGAGCUCAUUUCACCAGAAUGUCCUGGAGCACAAUCUGGGACUUCAAGACAUGUCUUCACAAGAUGCUGAGGACAAUUUGCUAAGAGAGGCUGAUAAAAUAUAUUUAGAUCUACAUGAGUCAAAUGAGACAACCAAUACAGAAUUGUCUUUAAGUACUGAUCAUAACUUUUCCUCCACACUGGACAAUCCUUCUGCAUCUUCAGAUGAGACAGAAGACAAGAGGACUUCUCAUGCUGUGGCUCACAGUCACACCAGAGAAAGCAAUUAUUCAUCAAAUGAACUAGAUGCUAGGCUGGAAAAAAGACAUCACAAAGCUAUUUUGCAAGACUUUUAUGAAUCUUUUCAAGGGAAAAAUGUUUCUUUCUCAGAUCUGGGACCCAGCAAAGCUACAGAAGAACAAAUCCUCACAGAUGAGAAUAACUCCUUGCCUGCAAAAAGUAGCACAGAACAAGAAACCAGUGAACCGGUCAAAGGCACAAGCAUUGUAGAAACCACCUUUGCACACACCAAUGACCUUGAGCCUUCCAGCUAUAUAAUGACGGAAGAGAGGGAUGAAUUAAUUUUGGAGGCAGUGUUUCAAGAUGCUACAGCCACCAAGGAAAUGCCAGAGAUGAACAGUCUUGCCUUAUCUGAAUCAAAUGUCAUGACCAAUGACACAAGACUGUUCCCAAAUGCUUUCUUAAACAGCCCUGAGCAGUUUUUGAGGCACAGAGAUCCACCCCCAAGCACGAGUGGCCCUGAGUGGAGGUCUCGACAAGCCAGGUCACUGGAAAGCAGAGGUUUGAUGCAUGAUCUGGGUCUUCCCAACACCAGUUGGCCUGGCAGCAGGGAGCCCCUCUCUCAGGGUAACAGAACAGAGCAGGAUCCGGCCAGACAGACCCCUGAGACAGUGGUGAAUAAGAAAGCCCCAGAGAUUGAGGUGGCGAUGGCAGCAAGCAGCUCAGAAAUGCAGGCUGCUGCCGUGGCUGCUGACCUGGCCUCAAACUGGGACCCAGUCUCCCUGGGGGUGGUGGGUCAUGCAAGGGGCUUGCAGAGCCCAGCUUUGGACGAGCUGCAGCCAGCCAGAGGUGCUCUCUGGGAGCCUCCUGGGAGCAAGCAAACUCAGGAGAGAAGCCAGAUGGAGGAGGAGACAAACUCUGUGGAGCAGCUGGGGCAGUUCAGUCCUCAGCCUCAGCACCUCAAGGCCACAGAGAAAUAUCUGGCUGAGAGCAUGUCUGGGCAAAGCCCAGAAGAAAUGUCUAUGAAAGCAGCCUCCAAAGACAACUAUUCCCUCUCUCUAAGCAGCCCUGUUCACAACCACAGCACUACCAAAAAAACAGCCAACUAUGUGCAAACCAGUCCAGAUAGAUUGCAGCUGUUCAGUGAGGAACAUGUCCUCAGAGAGACAACGAAGAGAGAGGGCCAGGGCCUAGGAGAUCCCAAGGAGGAUGAAGAAAGCAACAAAACAGCUGGGAAGCAGAACCAUGCCCUUGGACAUAGGGAGAGCCCGGCUCUGAACAACAGGACCCAUUCCAGCCCCUUGAGGCCAAAGGCUGACAAGCUGGACUACGACGAGUAUGGCAACACAGAGCAAACUGUGGAGGAUUUUGACAUCUAUGGGGAAAAGGAGCAUGACCCACGCUCCUUCCAGGGGGAGGUACGGCAAUACUUCAUUGCAGCAGUGGAGGUGAUGUGGGAAUAUGGAAAUCAGAGACCCCAGCACUUCCUAAAAGCCAUGGACCCCUGGAGUGGCAGGAGGAAGCCUUUCCAGCGGUACCGCAAGGUGGUUUUCCGAGAGUACAUGGAUGAUUCCUUCACGCAGCCACUGGUGAGGGGAGAGCUGGAUGAGCACUUGGGCAUCCUUGGACCAUACAUCAGGGCAGAAGUAGAAGAUGUCAUCAUGGUGACGUUCAAGAACCUGGCCUCGCGGCCCUUCUCCUUCCACUCCACACUGCAAGCCUACGAGGAGACACAGGACUCAAUGGAGGGUGGAGAGGUGGUGGAGCCCGGUGAGCUCCAGAAGUACUCCUGGAAAGUCCUGCCCCAGAUGGCACCCACCACACAGGAGUUUGACUGCAAGGCCUGGGCUUACUUCUCCAACGUGGACCUGGAGAAGGACCUGCACUCAGGCCUCAUUGGGCCACUGAUCAUCUGCCGCCGUGGGGUGCUCAGCUUCGUUUUCAGGCAGCAGCUGGCUGUGCAGGAGUUCUCCUUGCUCUUCACCAUCUUUGAUGAGACCAAAAGCUGGUACUUCCUGGAGAACAUGGAGAGGAACUGCCACCCUCCCUGCCGCAUCCAGCUGGACAACCCUGACUUUAAGAGAAACCAUUCCUUCCAUGCCAUCAAUGGCUACGUGAGUGACACACUGCCCGGGCUGGUGAUGGCUCAGCAGCAACGGGUCCGAUGGCACCUCCUGAACAUGGGCAGCACUGAGGAUAUCCACUCCGUCCACUUUCAUGGGCAGCUGUUCAGCGUCAGGAGUAGCCAGGAGUAUCGCAUGGCAGUCUACAAUCUUUAUCCUGGUGUAUUUGGGACGGUGGAGAUGUGGCCCUCACAUGCCGGAAUCUGGCGGGUAGAGUGCAAAGUGGGAGAGCACCAGCAAGCCGGGAUGACUGCUCUCUUCCUCGUGUACAACUUGAACUGCCAAAACUCCCUCGGCCUGGCCUCGGGCCACAUUGCAGAUGCUCAGAUCACAGCAUCGGGGCAGUAUGGGCAGUGGGCUCCUUACCUGGCCAGGCUGCAUAACACCGGCUCCAUCAAUGCUUGGAGCACUGACUGCAGCAACGCUUGGAUCCAGGUGGACCUUUUGCAUCUCAUGAUUAUUCACUGCAUAAAAACCCAAGGGGCUCGACAAAAGUUCUCCAGCCUUUACGUCUCCCAGUUUGUUGUAUUCUACAGCCUUGACGGGCAAAGGUGGAGGAAAUACAAGGGGAAAGCCACCAGCACCCAGAAGCUUUUCUUUGCAAAUGUGGAUGCAACCAGAGUGAAAGAAAAUCACUUCAACCCUCCGAUCAUAGCCCGGUACAUCCGCAUUAACCCCACACACUACAACAUCCGGACCACACUGCGCAUGGAGCUCAUUGGCUGUGAUCUGAACAGCUGCUCCAUGCCUCUAGGAAUGGAGAACAGAGGGAUCCCUGACCAGUGCAUCUCUGCAUCCUCCUCCAGCACAAACGUCUUCUCCAGCUGGUCACCCUCUCAUGCCCGCCUGAAUCUGCAGGGGAGGAUCAACGCAUGGAGGCCAAAGAGCAACAGCCCCAGUGAGUGGUUGCAGGUGGACUUUGAAGUAACCAAGAAAGUGACUGCAAUCAUAACGCAAGGUGCCAAAGCUGUCUUCACCCACAUGUUUGUGAAGGAGUUUGCUGUCUCCAGCAGCCAGAACAGCGUGCACUGGAGCCCAAUGCUGCAGGAUGGCAAGGAGAAGAUCUUCAAGGCAAACCAAGACCACACUAGCACAGUGAUGAAUACCCUGGAGCCUCCCCUCUUUGCCCGCUUUGUGAGGAUACACCCCCGCCAGUGGCACAACCACAUUGCCCUGCGGAUAGAAUUCCUUGGCUGCGACACUCAGCAGGAGUACUGA
This is a messenger RNA of Tauraco erythrolophus (red-crested turaco), 6456 nucleotides long. Lineage: Eukaryota; Metazoa; Chordata; Aves; Musophagiformes; Musophagidae. The record is from RefSeq and is a predicted model, not a curated record.